AUGUUAUGUGAAUUAUUUCAUAACAAAUUGAAAACAGUUUAUAUGGAAAGACGACCUAAUAAAAGGAAUGUUGAUUUUGAUAAAUGUAUUAGUAAAUGUUCAUUAACUCAGUACACAGUUAAAAGUCAAUCAAAAGAUGUAACAUACAAUGUUGACAUUCUAACUGAAGCUUGUAAGGAAAGUUUGUGUUUGGAGUCAUGUAUAAAUCCAGCCUGUAAUGGUUUGUGUGAGCAUUUAUAUAGGUGUAGUUGUAAUGACAUUGUAAUUCUUUACAAGCAUGUUCAUAAGUUACAAUCAUUUCUUCUGAGAUCUCAAGAAAAAAACUGCCCAAAAGAAUCUUUAGCUGUUGGUACAGGUAAUAAUCAAGUGAAGCAAAAAUCUCAAACAUUUAUUAAUGAGUCUGAAAGGUUUCAAAAAAAUAUUGAUGAACUAUCUACAUUAUUUUCUCAUCUCAUGAGAAUAAAUUUGCAACUUCCUUCAAUAAACAGACAACUGGAAGACAUGAUUAGACAAGCUGAAGCCAUCAAAAAUAUUAAUUUAAUUGAGAUACCUACAGAGCCAACAUCACACAAUAACCUUUUAAAUUUUGAACCAAAUAAGAAGUUGGAUAAUCAAUGGCAGCCUAAUAAAUUUAAGAGAACAAGAAAAGGAAAUAGGAAAAAGGAAAUAAAAUCAUAUUCAAUAUCCUGCACAAAACCAAAAAGAGGAGAUAGUUCUGAAAUUGUCUCAGCAACAUGUUGAUCUAAUUCAUGAUAAGCAAAAUACAAGAGUAUGCGAUAACAUUGAACCAAGUGAUUUCACUAACACUCUCAUUACGCAUGGCGCUCACCAACUAUCUUUUAUUUCCCUUUUAACAUUAGAAAACAUUAUACCAUCUGACGUUUUGUUUAAUUUAAAAAAAAGCACUCCAAGUUUUCAAAAAGGCUGGCUUCAAGAUGAAGUAAUAGGAGGUUUUCUGCAUUGCUUAGAAAAAAGGUACCCUUUAAUUAAAUAUUUAGGUCCAACUGAAGCAUUAGCUUUCAGCUGUUCAAGAAGUUUAAGGCUUUUAUGGAAAGAUGUUGAUACUAAAGUUAUAGAACAAGUUUUUAUUCAUUUUAACCCAACUAAUUCUCAUUGGAUUUUAAUACAUCUAAAAGUUAUAACAAAAGAAGUAACUCUACUUGAUCCACUCCAUUGCAAUAUUAUGCCAAAUAAUUUAUCACACAAUAAAUCCAUUGCUGUUGCUAAAGACCUUUUUAGACUAAAAUUUAACAUUUUAAACCCAACUGUUAUUUCAGCCCCAAGUCAUUGUUUACAGAAGGAUAGUUACAACUGCGGUGUUUACGUAUGCUAUUAUGCAUUACAUCUUUGUGAAGGUAUCCCUAUUUUUCAAUAAUAUAUUGUAUAAUAUAUAUUCAUAUGUUAGUA
Hydra vulgaris (swiftwater hydra) is the source of this 1407-nucleotide messenger RNA. The record is from RefSeq and is a predicted model, not a curated record. Lineage: Eukaryota; Metazoa; Cnidaria; Hydrozoa; Anthoathecata; Hydridae.